AUGACACAAACACAAUAUAAAGCCAAAUUAAUCAACGGUAAACCCUUUUUAUACCAGAAAUCUACACCUCAAGGUGAGUGGGAAGACAUAACACAGACUCUGUACAACGUGGAUCACCUAGAGUUAUAUGAUUUAGAUAUCAAUUUAACUAGGAUAAAAGAGUGUAGAACAAGGUUAUGUGGAUUAAUAUUCAAGAUAUCACUGAAUUUCAUGUGUUACCACUUGAAACUGGGUGACAAGUUAUUGUGGUCCUAUUGUGAAGAUCCUUUUCAGGGAUUACCAAUCCAAUUAUUAUUUAAUCUCAAGAGAAAUACUAUGAGUUUAUUGUUUAAAGAGAAUAGAUUAAAAAGUUUGGAUAUGGUGGGAUAUUCCAAUGACUGGGUGGAGCCAGGGAAACUACUUACCAGAUUCAAGACUAGGAGAACAAUAACAGAUGGUAAGACUGAAGUAAUUAUGUUUGGUGAGGAACAGUGUUUGGAAGUGGAAAUUCAAGGUAAAAUCAUCUGGAAACAUGAGGAGGGACCCGUUCCAAUCUCACUCAUUUCAGAUCCACACACUCAUACCCUCGUAUUCCCAAACCAUUACACACUAAUAUUAUAA
Molecule: messenger RNA, 600 nt
Organism: Theileria parva strain Muguga
Lineage: Eukaryota; Apicomplexa; Aconoidasida; Piroplasmida; Theileriidae
Exons: 1
Coding region: 1-600 (199 amino acids)
Source: RefSeq, a predicted model, not a curated record